This is a messenger RNA of Mizuhopecten yessoensis (Yesso scallop), 4338 nucleotides long. RefSeq lists its product as uncharacterized. Gene Ontology annotation, molecular function: RNA polymerase II cis-regulatory region sequence-specific DNA binding; DNA-binding transcription factor activity. Gene Ontology annotation, biological process: regulation of transcription by RNA polymerase II. NCBI's taxonomy places the organism in Eukaryota, Metazoa, Mollusca, Bivalvia, Pectinida, Pectinidae. The record is from RefSeq and is a predicted model, not a curated record. Bases 105 to 4070 code for a protein of 1321 amino acids. The transcript is spliced from 3 exons.
CGUGUCGUAUAUAGACAAAGGGGGUCUGCUUAUUUGAUGUAUUUUCGACAAAGAAACUCUCUACAGGUGAAAAAGAACAUGUUUCGUAUUGGACAGGAUUUGUGAUGGAGGCCAGUAUCAAGAGGACAUCUCUGGUCGGUGACAUCGGGCUGAGAGAAGAGGAAGUUUCGUCAGACACGGAGAAUCGUAACGAUAAUGAUGUGUUUCACUGUGGGAAGUGUGAGCUACAGUUCCAGUGUUCGUAUCAACUCCAUCACCACAUUGCCUACACACACGCUGGCAUCACCAUGGACACAGCUGAGCGACUGCCCAAUCCAUAUCCUGUUGAGCCUCUCGCCUUGAACCUGAAGCACUCGAAUAGGGUCGAUUCACCAAUCGUGAACAAGUCACGUGAGCCUAGUCCUCUAUCCAAACCUUUCCGCAAAAGUUUGCAGAGUGUUGCCCUUGAUCUUUCGAAACCACCCUCAAACUCCGGUGAGGCACUAGACCUAUCAACAACAAAACUACCAAGCUUCAGGGAGGGGGAGGUGACUACGUACAGGAGUCAUCAAGGGGAGGCCACUCCAAGUAAUGAUCAAAGUCAUUCCUUUGAUCAAACUACUUUCGGAAAAAGAUGUAACAGUGAUUUAGGAAAAGCAGCUGCCGAUGACAUGGUUAAGAGUGGACAGUUUUUGGUAGACAACUCAUCGGAGGCUGAUAAUCUGAUGUCCGGUCACAACUCUGAAGGGGAAGAUGAAAACCAUCUUGUGAUUGAUUGUUCCAGCUCUACAAACAAUUUUUCAAAUGAAGAAAUAAAUUAUGAACCAAGUCACAAAGACAGUCUGGAGUCUAAUAUUUUGACAAAAAGCCAAUUUCAAUUUCCGUAUGGCAAGCGUAAGUAUCAUAUGCCUGACAACGGAGGUCAAGAUCAUGGUAACCGGCAAGGUCAGCAUCAUCCAAUCCAGAGUCAUGGUCAGCAGUCAGAUAACCAGGGUCAAGUUCUGUCCCCUCAGAACCAAAGUCAAGGUCAUCUCCUACAAAGCGAAGGUCAAGGUCUGUCUGCAGGAGCCGAUGCCGGACGGUUCAAUGGUUUGUCAUUUCCAUUCAGCCUGCAGCAGCAUCUAAUGAUGAUGAAUGGUAGUGGGGCAUCACCUCCUAAUCCGAACUAUAACGUCAUGCCAUCGGAUAUGCAACAGAGUCUUAUGUCUUUCCAACAGCAGUUGUCUCCCUUUAUGCAGGGCAAACCAGGCCCUGUGAAAGCCGCCAAGGUGAGUCGUCGCUCCAGGGUGAAGGCCACAGACCUUCAAGUGGACAAGAAUAAGACGGUGGUGGAAAUUUACGAGUGUAAAGUAUGCAACAGGAAGUUCUCCCAGGUCGGAAACUUCCACAACCACAUGAAACUUCAUAGCACCAAGGUGUGUGUAUGUGGCAUCUGUAAGGUUGAGUUCCUCGACAGCUAUGAACUGCAGCGUCACAUGCGUAAGACGCACACAGGAGACAUGCCUUAUAAGUGUGAACAAUGCGACCGUGAGUUCAGCCAGUACAACAACCUACGGAGACAUCUCCGCGUACACAAUGGAAAGUCCUACAAGUGUCACAUCUGUGGACGUACCUUUAACGAGGUGUUUUACCUGGAGAUGCACAUCGGGUCCCACACAGGAGAGCGGACCUAUAGCUGUGGUGUGUGUAGUUUAUCCUUCAGUGACAAUGCAGAGCUCCAAAGACACGUGCAAACACACAGCGCCGCUGAGCUUCACACAUGUGAGGUUUGCGGGAAAUCCUUCAGUAAAGCUUGUGUAUUAAGGCAGCACAAAAAGAUGCACUCCGGUCUUCGUCCGUUCAAGUGUGACAUUUGCGACAAGGCUUUCAUUCAUCGUCAUCAUCUGAAGAUACAUUCACGUAUGCACAGCACUGAUAAACCCUAUAGGUGUAAGAUCUGUGGGAAAGAUUUUGCUCAGACAAGCCACCUAUACAAGCACGUCCGACAACAUGCACAGAAUACUGGCGAGGAAGAAUCUGAUGUUCGUACUCAGGUCGACAUCCAAGCCCUGUACCCAGGGCUCUGUCAAGGAUCCCGCGGCACUCCUAGUCCCCUGACCACGUCUGGAGUGAGUGACCUUUCACAGUCAUCCGGCUCUCCAAUAAACAGCCCAGUUAUGGAGGGAGAAUGUCACGAUGAUCCAUCACCUGGUGAAAAUGAUCUGCCUUUAAAAUCACAGCUGUCUGAUAACGAGGAUGAAAAUGGAUGUAAUGAUCUUAAUGUUAGUUCAGCUGGCAAAUUUAAAGCUGUGUUGCCCGAUAUGACAAUGGCCACUGUUGGCUGCGAAGAUACUUAUAAAUUUGACGACGGAAUAGGUCUUGGUCAUAACAUGAACGAAGAUGAGGAGGACUUGAUGGAUCAGCCACUGGAGGAUAUAAAACGUAGAGAGGAAAGCACAGCAUCAGAUACUAUGGAAUCAGAUUUUGACACAGAAUCAGGAGAGUUAUCUCCCCUUGCAAAUGAAGGGCAGCAUGACUACAGAAAAUUUGACAUUGCAAAACGUUUGGUAACCACCGUUGCCAAUCAUGCCAAUAGAGCAGAAUUUCCGUAUCAAGACAAAGUCUCAUCUGCAGAACAUCCUGUUGAGAGAAAUAAAUCAGAUUGUGAAGAUUUUUCUGAACGGAUUAAGAAAGAAUGCAGCCAGAUGUCACAAAGUAUGGAUGACAUUAAAUCUGAUGUUACACUUGACCAAAAAAUGACAAUAAAUCCCGAUACUGAAGACAAUAUGGGAAACAUUAGAAUGAAGUCUGAAACGACAGAAGGAAAAAAAAGACAGGAGAAAAAUGGACAGACAGUAAAACAGAGGUAUUCCAUUGAGCAUCUUCUCAAGAAUCCAAAUGAACAGGAAGUUUUCGAUAAUGGUGGAAAGGAACGUGAACCUUUUGAAAGAAAUUUUAUUAAAGGCAAGAUUGGUUCAGAACUACACCCAAUGACUGGACCGAGAGUGGGAAUGACGACAGAUCUACAUCACACAGGUGUUUCAAAACAUUCAUCCAUUACCGAGUUUCAUUUUAAAAAUACGGCAAGUCUACAUCGAAAGGAAUCGUCACAACAUCCACUUCACAAUGGAUCCUGUGUUAAUAGUACACAAAACCCAGCUAUGUCUGUUUUCGAUAUUCAUCUGAGUUCUAAUUCAUAUGACCUUCACCAGAACUCUCUCAGACAAGGUCAAGGUCACUUAGACCAACAUUCUGCACGGCUGAGUGAGUCUAUAUCUCCCAUGAGUUCUGACCAUUUGUCCACAGCAUCUUCAUUGGAAACAGAAAUGUCAAGGUCAAGGUCGUCAAGUCUUGAAAGUGAGGAUAAGAGGUCAAGGUCAUAUAAAAUGAAAUGUGAGUUGAUAGGCCAUGGUAACACGAGGGAAGAGGAUGUGACAUCAUCUACAGAUGACCACACUGUGAGUAAUAGCAAUGUAAGUUCAGGCGAGCAAAGGGAAGACAACUCUAGUCCGUACAAUAUGCAGUCGUCAAAAGACUUUGUAUCCAGAGAGGUUUCUCAAUAUCCAACUGAGGGAGGUUUGAGUUCUGACAGGUCAUCCACUCACGCCAAACCAAAACAGAAAAGGCGCAGACGUCAAAAUGUCAACAAAGUCAUUCCUCCAGAGCAGAAUUACCUCCCUUUGGUCCCUAAUUUAGGCAUUGAUCCCCAACAGAUGUACUUGUUGCAGCUGCACCAGAUGCAAAUGGCAAUGGCGGCCUCGAUGGCUGCUGGGGCCCAUAUGUAUCCUUUCUCAGGCAGCAGGGUUAUGCCCGGAGGAAAUUUCGAUACCAGCACUGCUUAUUCCCCUGAAAUUAGUCAUCACCAGCAUUUCAACAGGGAUAGGUCAAGGUCACAGUCACCACAAGUGCCUAGGUCACAUAACCUACACAGACUUAGUCAAGAAGGCUUGCUUCAUUCGCCAUCAAUUUCGCCACGAAACAAAGAUGUCAGUCACUCUGGGUCACCAAAGUCGUCAAACUUGACCCCUUCAGACAAAGUGACCUCAUCCCGGGAGGAAAUGAUGAGGUUUAUGAUGUUGAAACAGGAAAUGGCCAGCAACGGACACAGUUGAAGAAUUAUAGAAUAAUUGGUAUCAUUUUACUGUAAUCAGACAACAAAAUUAUUACGGUGUAUAUAGUGGUUUAAAGGCUAUCUACAUGUACCUGAAAACUCUAAAAGCUAGCUGUCUUAACCCUUUCACCCCUAGGUAACUUUAGUAGACUCUAUCAUAUAUUUAUCCGGAUGAGUCCAUUAUGGUUUACACUGGUGAAAGGGUUAAAACUAGUUCGCUAGCAAUAUUCAAUAAUGACACAAAGUUUUUGUAAAAUACUUUAAAAAAA